Molecule: messenger RNA, 1320 nt
Organism: Rosa rugosa (rugosa rose)
Lineage: Eukaryota; Viridiplantae; Streptophyta; Magnoliopsida; Rosales; Rosaceae
Product: E3 ubiquitin-protein ligase BOI
Exons: 3
Coding region: 193-1182 (329 amino acids)
Biological process (GO): regulation of programmed cell death
Molecular function (GO): ubiquitin-protein transferase activity
Source: RefSeq, a predicted model, not a curated record
UUCCCACACAUAAAAAGCAGGAAAAGGCUCUGCAUAAAUUCAUUCAGUCUCUCUGGUCGCCACCUCUAUUUCGUGCUCUCUCUUCAAACCUCUCUGCCUCAUCCCAUCUUCCUUAGCUCUCUCAUCUCAUCUCAUAUCAUACUAUUUCACUCCACAACUCACAGCAAAAGCACAGCAAUACCAAACUCAUUCAUGGCGGUUGAAGCUCAGCAUCACCACCACUCUGUUUUUGUUCCAUCUCACUUGAUGGCGAAUAGAGAUUUCAUUAAGGCUAAUCAAGCAAACGGCAAUAUGUACAAUAGCCAGAUGGAUUCCGGUAUGCUUUUGGCGGCAGCAACAAUGCCGGAAAAUAAUCAUAUGCCGUUGUAUCAGUCGGCUAUCUGUGAUCAAGCUAAGACAUCGAUGAACCAAGCGGAAAGCGGUCUCACGUACAACAACAUCAUAUCUGCUCCGAGAAAGCGGUCGAGAGACUCGUUAAUGAAUGAGUUUAACAAUUUUACGGUUCCUCAGCAGAAGAAACUCUCGUCCGGUCUUUCAUCAUCGUUUCUCGACCAAGACAUUGCCUUUCAGAUCCAACAGCAGCAGUCGGAGAUUGAUCGAUUCAUUGCCCAACAUACGGAAAAAGUGAGACUAGAACUUGAAGAACAAAGAAGGCAAGAAUCACGAUUGUUAGUCUCGGCAAUUCAAGAGAGAAUCGUGAAGAAAUUACAAGAAAAAGACGACGAGAUACAGAGGAUGAGCAAGCUUAAUUGGGUUCUUCAGGAAAGGGUGAAAAGCCUAUUCGUUGAAAAUCAGAUAUGGAGAGACUUGGCUCAAUCAAACGAAGCCGCGGCCAAUUCUCUGCGCUCCAAUUUAGAGCAAGUCCUAGCGCACGUCAGCGAAGAAGGCCACCAGAUGGGAAAUUUUGCUACUGCAGCUGCGCCCGAAGAUGAUGCGGAGUCAUGUUGCGGUAGCAACGAUUGCGGACAUGAAACCGAAGCUGAUGGGGGGUUAGUUGGUUGCACCGACACGGUGGUUGGCGGUGGCGAUAGGAUGUGCAAGAGGUGUGGCGUGAGAGAGUCAAAGGUGUUAUUGUUGCCAUGCAGGCAUCUUUGCCUCUGUACAAUGUGUGGGUCCACCCUUCAGAAUUGUCCAGUAUGUGAUUCUGUCAUGAAUGCCAGCGUGCAUGUUAAUUUCUCUUAGAAUUUAAUUUUAGUUUGAACAAAUAGACAGAAUAUUGUCAAAUACAUUUUGGAAAAAAAAAAAAAAAAGAAGAAGAAGAAGAAGAAGAAAGAAUAGUGUAACAAUUUGUUUAUUAUUUUUCUCUUUUACCUUGGUGUA